GGGGGCUAAACAUGCUACAAACUCAGAGGAAGGAAAUUUGUUGUAUAGUUUUAAGUACAAUUUGUGAACCAAGGCUCCCCAGCCCCCGCUCCUGUGGUCCCAGCCUCUACAAAAAUAUUCGAUUGUGUCAGUGAAACAAUUAUAAUUCCAUUACCACCAUUAUUGCUCGAAAAGUACUUGAGUAUCCAUGUUUCCACUAUUUCGUGCCACCCGCAAAAUUUGCGGUACCAAAAACUUGUUCGACUUUUCUUUUUCCUAAGUAGCAGGUUUCUUGAAGAUUUUGUUUCCAAUUAUUAGAAAAAUCCAGCUUGAUUUCAGACUGUAGUCAUUGGAUACUGCACCCUCCACGAAAUGGCAAAGACUGACUGAACUGUCCUGUGCUAUUAAGUUCCCAGGAAACGUCUGGAUGGACUAAAUCUCCAGCCAGUCUGGUCUGCCUUUUACAGCAAGUGCUGUCCGUAGACGUGGGCCUUCUCCUCGCCUGCCAGUCACGUGCAUGGAUGAUAACAAAUCGAUGACGAUAUCCCCCUAACAGGAUGAUAGGCAGCAUCUGGUGUGAGCUUUGUCUUCUUGCUCGGGGCUGGUAUACAUCCGUCUUUGUAAUAAUCGCAGAGCGGCUGAUAGUCGAAGGAAGUCGUUGGAGAGUGACUAGUUAUAGACUGGACUUGAUUUGAUAACUUCUUUUUCGAGCUUACUUGGACAUAGAUACGCGGUCAGACAGUCAAACCAUCAAGAUGGUUUCUAUGGCAGCUGGGGACUCCUUGGUCGUCUGGAGGAGGUGCACACCGUUUUGUGAAAAGUCAGUUGAUUGUCCCGAACACCACGAACUCUUACAAGCAAUUGUAAAUUGUACCGACCAGUUAGGACAUUUAUCAAAUUUGGAAAUAUUGAAGAACUGUGUGGAAAAAUAUGAAUCACUCGGUUGGGAAAAAAACGACGACAUACCUGACCCAGUCAUUUCAAACAGAUAUCCACUUGUCCAUUGGGCAGCAUCUCUGGGUAAAUGUAAUGCUCUAGAAUGGAUGGUACAUAACAAUUUCGACAAGUGCGUAACCGUUACGGGACUUGGCGAAAAUGCUUUGCAUAGAUCUGUGCUUUGCUUAUAUAAAUCAAGAUCUAAGUUUACCGUGAAAGAGUUAAAACCGAAAUUUACGAAGAUUGUUUCACUGCUGUCUCCGUUGCUAUCGAUGUCCGAUGAUGUGAACAGGGACACACCCUUGCAUACGGCUGCAUCGAUGCUUUUAAACACCGAUGUCCGUGUGGGCUUUUUUCAAAUGGUCAUCGAAGUAAUGGCCAGCUUCACCAAUAAGAUGCCUGCUGAAUUAGAUCGAACAGACAUUCUAGACGCAAGAAAUAACGAUGGCGACACGGGAUUACAUAUCCUAGCCGGCGUUGCUGACAGAGGAAAGGCUGAAUAUGCUUGUUCUGCAAUCACGGCAUUGAUACAAGCGAAUGCCGACAAGACCAUUCGAAACAAUGCUGGACAAACACCAUUGGAUAUUGCUAUUGUGAAAGGGUUUGACAACAUCAUCGACGAACUCGUCAAGAUAGGCCCGUCGAAGCCGUUAUCGACCCCUUUGAAGGAUCAUGACAACCGAAAAGCCAGCCAAUCGCCAUGCACCAUGGUGCCAAGUCGCAGAAGCCCUUCCAGGCCAAGUAGCAAUGAGAGUUGCUCAACAGCAGACUCAGUGAAAAAUGGCGGAUUCAAGAAAGGGUCGUCAUCGUCUUUGCAUGAAGACAAGAAUGGAACAGAAAGCAUGUCUCCGGUCGAUGUAAAACAAGAGCCAGGAUCACCAAGCGGUGAUUCGCCUUACCAAGGAGACUUCCCUGAAAGCGAUGUUGCAAACAUGGAUGCAGCAGACCUUUUGAGGAAUGUUUCUGCCAAUUCGACAUUGCUCCAACAUUUGCAAGAGGCUGGCCUGCUUACGGAAGUGUCAUCACUACUUCUUCGAGCAAAAGUCCGUGACGAGGCUCAUCUCAAGAAAAUACAGCAGCAAGCAAAAGAUCUUGAUACGCAGAUUCGAUACAAAAAGCACGAAAUAGAAAAAAUCAACCAAGAAGUCGAACUUUUGUUUGGAAAAAGAAAGAAAUGUGAGGAUGACGCAUCGCAACUUCGAAAAAGACUUAACUCGUGUCAAAAUGCAAUUAAAGAGAUCCCCAGUAAAAAGAGCAACAAUUCAAACUCAACAUAAUUUGCCAAAGGCCUAUUUGAGUAGGGAUUUCAGUACCUGUUCGCAAUCCUGUUCUUCAACCUUUGGGAUAUUCACCAAUUUGGGAUUAUUUUCAAGUACGACUUCACCAAAGGGAUUUUCGUGAUGUAGACGCCAUCAGAUGCAGACAGACAUGUAAAAGACACCAUGCAGACUUUGCAUCUUGGAAACAGUGAGUUUUGCUAAUGACAUGAUUGUCGACAGCGCACGAUAGACAGCUUUCAGGCUCAUUUGAAUCCUUGUUGGUGGAGGCGUAGACAGAAAGCUUAAUUAUUUAGCAAAGGAAUGGAAAAGCGCUAUCGUAGGCUGAUGUACCCGCUGAGAAUUCCCUUUCCCUGGGACAGAACAUGGGAGCACCACGGUUAUUUUCGCACACGUUGUGGUUCCACGAUGUUAUUUCGCACACAAUCUUCGCAGCUACUGAAUAUAACCUGGACAAGGCUAUGCGUAGCUCGAGCACAAAUUUAUUGCCGAAAUUGUAGAGAUAUGAGGUGAAUUCCAAGGAAAGCAUUCUCUGUCACGUGGAUUUGUUGUUAAGGUUUAUUCUCAAAGUAUUUCCGUCAACGGUUUUUUCCAACUAAGUAGUCAAGAACACAACCUUACACUGUUAUAACGAAUAACAUAAACUCAUACUUCUGCUAAGGAUUCGCGUCACUAAUUCCUUCCCCGUCCAUGCAUUAAAAAGGACCUGUAUACAAAAUUGGCCUCAAAGAGCCUCAAAAUUGAUCAAAAGUUAAGAACACAUUAAAAACAAGCUGAGGCUGAGCUUUUGUAAAGUUUUACUUUGAGCAACGUUUUAUCUCAAAAACGAGGAUUUUUUGCCAUGUAUGGGUGCUUUUUAUAAAUAAAUAUUCAAACUUUUCGGCAAAUGCAGGUUGUCGCACUUUUUUUGCAAAUGAGGCCUGAACAUCUCCCUAAAGGGAAAAGGCUAGUAGUUGCACUGCUUACGCCCUAUUAAUUCAAGAACAAAUGAAGAUCAAUCAACAGGACCUCUCUGAAAAACACUCCGAUGAUGAGAGCUUCCUGUUUAAACAUUGUUGUUAUUAUUAUUUUUAUUAUUAUUUUUAUUAUUAUUAUUAUAUAUUAUUAUUAUUAUUUUAAUCCGGAAUUACAUCCUUUUUAACUUUAGUUGUUUAAUUUUUUUUUUCUCAGUUUUUCCUUUUACCUUACGA
Molecule: messenger RNA, 3382 nt
Organism: Rhopilema esculentum
Lineage: Eukaryota; Metazoa; Cnidaria; Scyphozoa; Rhizostomeae; Rhizostomatidae
Cellular component (GO): MBF transcription complex; SBF transcription complex
Molecular function (GO): transcription regulator activity; protein binding
Source: RefSeq, a predicted model, not a curated record